GGAUACGAUCUUCAUUAGUAGUGUUGACCUAAGGCACGCGUUCUGGCAGGUAGAGUUGGAGGUGGAAAGUCGGAAAUACACGGCGUUUACCAUCCCGGGAUGCCCGCUGUAUCAGUUCCGCAGAAUGCCUUUCGGGCUUUGCAAUGCGGCGCAGCGCUUGUGCCGACUCAUGGAUAAGGUCAUCCCCCAAGGCUUGUAUAUCUGGAUGAUCUUCUGAUUAUAUCUCGCACAUUUGAAGAGCACAUGAAGCAUCUGGAGGCAGUAGCAGAAUGUUUGAAGAAGGCCAAUCUAACUAUCGGAUUAAAAAAAUCAAAAUUUUGCUUCAGAUUCCUUAAAUACCUGGGAUUUGUGAUCGGAGAUGGAAAAUAAAUAAAGCGAUCACGGAAAUUCCAUUGCCAAACACCGUGAGACAGCUCCGUAGCUUUUUCGGGACGGCCGGCUGGUAUCGUCGAUUCGACCGAUUGCCUGAAAUCAAAAGGAAAAUUCAAGUUAACAAAGGAGGCUACCGAGUCAUUUAAUUUACUAAAACAAGCCCUAACCAACGCUCCAGUAUUAGUACAUCCUGAUUUUAGCCGCAGAUUCUUCAUUCAGUGUGAUGCGAGCCAUGUAGGAUUGGGAGCCGCCCUGUUCCAGCAGGAUGACGAAGGAAACGAGAGGCCUAUCUCAUUCUUUUCACAGAAGCUACGAGGAGCCCAGUUAAAUUAUACGGUAACGGAGAAGGAAUGUUUAGCAGCAGUCAAGGCGAUAGAGAGAUUCCGUCCAUAUGAAGAGCUUAUGCCGUUUACCGUCAUCACAGAUCAUUCGAGUCUCCAGUGGUUGAUGACGCUGAAAGAUAUAAAUGGGAGAUUAGCUCGCUGGUCAUUGGCAUUGCAGUCAUACGAUUUCGUGAUAGAGCAUAAGAAAGGAAAGGACAAUGUUGUGGCAGAUAUGUUGUCGUGGACCGCGGUAAUCGAGGAAUUGAAUUUUUUUGAUUUUGAGACUACCGAAUUUGAGAGCGAGGAGUACCGGCAACGAUACAAGUGCGUGCUGUCCAAUCCAGAUAAAUUUCCGGACCUACAUGCAGAGGACGGAUUGGUGCUGAAGAGGAUGCGGAUUACCGAUAAUGAAAUCGGGGAUGUGGCGUGGAAAUUGUGGAUACCAGAGGCAUUGACCCAUACACUCAUACAGCAAGCGCAUUAUAGCGAAGAGGCAAUGCAUAUUGGCCACGAAUGGCCGUGCAAGUCAAAAAUUACAUUGUUGCAUGUGAUACGUGUAAGGAGGCGAAACAUACCACGCAGACGACCAGACCAACUAUGGGAGCCGCGGCCGAUACAGAAGCUGUAUCUGGACUUCCUGGGCAAAUAUCCACGAUCCCGAAAAAGUAAUGCCUAUAUUCUAAUAGUGUUGGACCACUUUACUAAGUUUGUGUGGCUCAAAACUAUGCCAAAAGCGACGUCCGCAGCGACAAUAAAGUUCUUGAGGGAGGAACUCUUUAACACGUUUGGAGUACCGGAGAUAGUACACACCGACAACGGGAAACAGUUUACCUCCAAGGAGUUCGAGGAAAUGGUGUCCCAUUUCGGGAUCACACAUACGCGGACAGCAGCCUAUUCACCCCAAGCAAACGCGUCGGAGCGGGUGAAUCAGUCUAUUUUGACGGCGAAAAGAACACAUGUUGGCGAGGAUCACAGCUAGGGAGAUACAAUACCGACCAGGACAGGAGGUGUGGAAGCGCAACUUCGUUCUCAGCGACUUCAGGCGAAAUAUAAAUGCAAAAUUCUGCAAAAGGUAUUCUCGAUGCAGGAUAAUGAGACCAGUGUGCAAAAACAUGUAUGAAUUAGAGAACUUACAUGGCAUCCA
This is a messenger RNA of Drosophila willistoni, 1839 nucleotides long. RefSeq lists its product as uncharacterized. The transcript has 2 exons. The record is from RefSeq and is a predicted model, not a curated record. Gene Ontology annotation, molecular function: nucleic acid binding. Bases 775 to 1674 code for a protein of 299 amino acids. Gene Ontology annotation, biological process: DNA integration. NCBI's taxonomy places the organism in Eukaryota, Metazoa, Arthropoda, Insecta, Diptera, Drosophilidae.